AUGAGCAGAGAAUCAGGUUUAAAAGCUGUGCUGGGUGAUGACACAUUCAAGCAGAUCCAAGAGUCAAAAGUACUAUUAGUCGGUGCUGGUGGUAUUGGUUGUGAAUUGUUAAAGGAUUUGAUCUUGUUAGGUUAUGGUGAAGUACAUGUUGUUGAUUUGGAUACAAUUGAUUUGAGUAACUUGAAUAGACAGUUUUUAUUCCGUCAAAAAGAUAUCAAAAAACCAAAAGCUUCAACUGCAGUCAAUGCUGUUGAACAAUUCAACUUCUUCAAAACUAAAUUGACCCCAUAUCAAGCUUCAAUUUACGAAACUGAAACUUUCCCCUUAUCGUGGUUUAAACAAUUUGAUAUCAUUUUCAAUGCCCUAGAUAACAUUGCAGCAAGAUCUUAUAUCAACAAGAUUGGUUUAUUCUUGGGUAAAAGAAUCAUGGAAAGUGGUACAACUGGUACACAAGGUCAAGCUCAACCAACAUUCCCAAAUAAGACUGAAUGCUAUGAUUGUAUGCAUCGUGAAACUCCAAAAACCUUCCCAGUUUGUACAAUUAGAUCAACUCCUUCACAACCUGUUCAUUGUAUACAUUGGGCGAAAAGUUUCCUUUUCAAUUCAUUAUUUGCAGAAGAUGAAGUUGCUCCAAUUAGUACUGAAAAUAGUGAAGCCGAACUAGGUACUGAUAACAAAGAGGAAAUUAAAAACUUGAUCAAUGAAAAUAACGAACUAAUUGAUUUGAAAAAUUCAAUUAAUGAUGAGAAUUUUGUGGAAAAAGUUAUUGAAAAAGUAUUUAUCAAAGAUAUUGAAAAGUUAUUAUUAAUCACAAGUCUUUGGAAAUCAAGAAAACAACCAACCCCAUUGAAAAGAUCAGAAUUGGAUACUGAUUCAAUAACUGAACAAGAUUUAGGAACUGGACAGAAAAUCUGGUCAAUUGAACAAAAUUUAAAAGUUUUCAUAAAUUCCACAAGGGCAUUACAAAAAAGAUUAAAAACUGAAAAAGAAAUUGAAUUCGAUAAAGAUGAUGAAGAUACUUUAAAUUUUGUCGUUUCAGCUGCAAAUAUAAGAUCAUUCAUAUUUGAAAUCCCAAUAAAAUCAAAAUUUGAUAUUAAAUCAAUAGCUGGUAACAUUAUACCUGCCAUUGCAACCACAAAUGCUAUCAUUGCAGGAUUUUCAUCCUUAUUAUCAUUAAAACUUUUCCAAGAAUCACAAAAAGACCAAAUUAAUUCAAGUCGUUCAGUUUAUACUUCAACUGGUAAUAAUAAAUUCGUUUCACCAUCUUGGUUAACUGACCCAAAUCCUCAAUGUGCAAGUUGUUCAAUCCCUCGUGGUGUGGUUAAUUUAGAUAACAAUUUGACAAUUAAUGAACUAAUUGAAGCAUUGAUUGAUAAAUAUGGAUAUGAUGAAGAAAUCGCUCUAAGUGUUGGAAGUCGGUUAUUAUAUGAUGUUGAUUUUGAUGACAACAAAGAGAAAAAAUUGGUGGAAUUGGGUAUCAUUUAUGGUGAACAUCUUUCUGUUAAUGAUGAAACUGAUACAAAGAAAAAUGUUGAAUUUUAUGUUGAAUUAAAUACAAAGGGUGAAAUCAAUUUCCCUGAUAUUGAAAUUCCUGAUAAACCAAAACCUGUUGAGAAACAGGAUAAUAAUGAUGAUGAAGAAGGUGAUGAUAGU
Hansenula anomala is the source of this 1653-nucleotide messenger RNA. It is a transcript of the gene UBA2, whose product is annotated as E1 ubiquitin-activating protein UBA2. The record is from RefSeq and is a predicted model, not a curated record. Lineage: Eukaryota; Fungi; Ascomycota; Saccharomycetes; Phaffomycetales; Wickerhamomycetaceae. Gene Ontology annotation, biological process: protein sumoylation. The annotation marks the transcript as partial. Gene Ontology annotation, molecular function: SUMO activating enzyme activity. The transcript is spliced from 2 exons. Gene Ontology annotation, cellular component: SUMO activating enzyme complex; cytoplasm.